UCUGGUACCCGCUACCCGGAAAUGCUCUGCUCGCGCUGCUGAUGUUUGUCCUUCAUAAUAACUGGCAGCAUGUUCCUCACCUGUGUAUCCUUUGCAAAGAGCAAAUCAAAGACUAUUCUCGUUCAGAUGAUGAGCUCAGCAGGGUCAGGUUAUCGUUUCAACACAAAAAGGAACAGACUUAAAGACAAGCUCGUCCUAAGGAAAUAUGAUCCCUUUGUCCAACAUCACGUGCUUUUCUAUGAAAAGAAGAAAAUCCGUUCCAUUUAGACAGCACGCAGUGGAAGAAUCAGAUUGCUAUAAAGUGGACUCCUGGAAAAUUACAAGGUUUCACAUAUCCUGUGGCACACGCUGCGAUGAGGAAAUCUGCUACACCAGGCCAUCUAUUGUUUGAGGAGACAAUGUAAAAUCCCAGGAAGAAAAUACAUUUGAGCAUAUCUCUUGCAAGUGCCAACGGUCCCCUGGGUUCUUCAAUUGCAGCAACUAAUUCAAUAAAUAGUUGCCAUUUACCGAACAGUU
Pelobates fuscus (common spadefoot toad) is the source of this 516-nucleotide messenger RNA. It is a transcript of the gene MRPL33, whose product is annotated as mitochondrial ribosomal protein L33. Gene Ontology annotation, cellular component: ribosome; mitochondrion. The record is from RefSeq and is a predicted model, not a curated record. Gene Ontology annotation, biological process: translation. The transcript is spliced from 4 exons. Gene Ontology annotation, molecular function: structural constituent of ribosome. Lineage: Eukaryota; Metazoa; Chordata; Amphibia; Anura; Pelobatidae. The coding region runs from base 70 to 267 and encodes 65 amino acids.